GCCGAUUCAGAUGGGAGGACCUGGUCGGGCCAAUUUUCCACUCCGAUCAAGAAACCAAUUUUUCUUUGGGCGGUGCUCCAAACCCUAAUCAGACGCCGCACACUCCAGACACGGGAUCCUCCUCGAUCCGCCUUCUUGUCGAGCGAAAGUCUCCUUCUCGCCGACAUUGCUGGUGUGGUUGGCAGAGCAUGCUGGGCAUCUCGGCGGCUCUCUUGUCGUCCGCCAACGCCGGUGGGCUGCGCUUCUCCUUUCCUUGCUUUGCCACACGGGGGGCACGGCGCACUAUGAUGCCGCCUUCCUCCUCCUCCCUUAACCUCUCAUCUCCCCACGCCUUCGCUUCGUCCGCCAACGACCCGACCAACCCCAAGAAACCUUGGUUGCUUGUCGGCCUUGGCAACCCGGGCAAGAUGUACCAAGGAACCCGCCACAACGUUGGUUUCGAGAUGUUAGAUGCUAUAGCUGAAGCUGAGGGCAUAUCUGUGAGCAAAUUACGCUUCCGAGCAAUGUUUGGGGAAGGCUGCAUUGGAAAUGCUCCUGUCAUGCUCGCCAAACCACAAACUUUUAUGAAUGCAAGUGGUGAGUCUGUUGGAUCACUUGUCUCAUAUUUCAACAUACCACUGAAUCAAGUACUUCUGAUGUAUGAUGACCUAGACUUACCUUUUGCAAAAUUGCGUCUAUUGCCAAAGGGUGGGCAUGGAGGCCACAAUGGGAUGCGAAGUGUAAUCAACCACUUUAAGGGGAGUCGUGAUUUUCCACGUCUACGAAUAGGCAUUGGACGACCACCAGGGAAGAUGGAUCCUGCCAAUUUUGUUCUCAGACCCUUCAACAAGCAAGAGCGUGAAGAGAUUGACUUCACGUUUCAGAGGGGAAUAGAAGCAAUAAGGAUUUUAGUGCUCGAGGGGAUCAACAAAAGUGCAACUUUUGUGAAUAGUGUGCAGUCAUCAGAACUCUUGAACAACUGAAAACCAAUCAGAUUGUCCGUCAAUCAAUGUUGAGAAAUAUGAAUUACCAGAUUACACCAGUGGCUUCAUGUCGACCAUAUGCUGAAAGUUGCGAACCUCCUGGGAGGAAGCCUUGGCAAGUGCAACAUUAUGAUGUGAAGGUGAGGCGAGUACCAUUGCUUGGUAUUUAGGCAGCAUUUUGUUUGUCAAAUGAGUAAUUGAUUUUUGACUGACACGAUGUGCACCUUUGUUUUCUUCCUAUUCUAUAACUGCAAUGAAGCACAUGAUUAAUAUUGGAACAAAUUCACAUUAAAUUGCAAAAGGAGCUACAAAUUGUUUUUGUUUA
This is a messenger RNA of Elaeis guineensis (African oil palm), 1287 nucleotides long. RefSeq names its product peptidyl-tRNA hydrolase, mitochondrial. Lineage: Eukaryota; Viridiplantae; Streptophyta; Magnoliopsida; Arecales; Arecaceae. Gene Ontology annotation, molecular function: peptidyl-tRNA hydrolase activity. The record is from RefSeq and is a predicted model, not a curated record.